Messenger RNA from Psylliodes chrysocephalus, 2761 nucleotides. The record is from the annotation of a GenBank genome assembly. NCBI's taxonomy places the organism in Eukaryota, Metazoa, Arthropoda, Insecta, Coleoptera, Chrysomelidae.
UGGUUGUAAACAACUAGUUCUGUUCACAUGGUAACGAUGACUUAUGUCAAAUUGUUUAUAAAUGUCGGAAUUUCGAAUUAACAUUCCAAUUUCUUAGAGAAAUAGUAAAAUUUCUCAAAUUAAUCAAAAUGACUAACGAUGAAAAUACUGAAAAUAUAACCACAGAAGAUAGAAUAUUAACUGUGAAAAAAUUGUGCACUGGACUUCAAAGUCUUGAUAGAAAAAUAAGGAAACAAACGUAUGUAGAUUUGCAAAAAUAUUUAUCAGACAAGAAUAUAGAGUUUAACAACCAAGAUCUUAGAACCAUUUUCAUUGAUAUACACAUUUAUGUUUUGAAUGGAUUGAGAGAUAAAACUGAAACCGUGCGAGAACAAGCAAUUAAAUUUAUAACAUACCUUGUUAUUGACAAACUUCCUUUGAAUGAUUAUUAUCUUACAUACAUUCUUCCUGUAUUAGUUGAGAGAGUAGGCACAGUAGAAUUGAUUGAAGAAUCUGAGGAGAUAAGGCUGCAGAUUGUUGAGUUGCUAAAUGCAAUAAUAACAAGGUACUCAAAUACCGCUCAAUUGGUACCAUUUUUAAAUGACUCUGUUACAAUACUUGCUGAAACUGUUAAAGAUAGAUACCCUUCUAUUAAAGAACUAAGUUGUCAUACUAUUAUUAACCUCGCAACUGCUUUACCUAAUGACUUUCACAAACAAGCUGAAUCACUGAUUAAGCCAGUAUUAACUUGUUUUUACCACCAGAGAUAUAAAGUAAGAGUCGAGGCUAUAUAUGCCACCGGUGAAAUUGUUAUGCAUAGUACCUAUAAGGCUAUUGAUGAGGUUGUAGGCCCUUUAGCUGAGAAAUUAUUCGAUCAAAUUCCUAUGGUCAGAAGAGCUGUUGGUCAGGUAGCAGCAAGAUGGCUCUUAGAAUACCGAGACAGAUAUUCGUUUUUUCAUAAAAUUUUGCCAUUAAUUUUGACAGGUUUGAACGACGAAGUCCUUGAAACUAGAACUGAAGCUGCCCAGUUAUGGGAAAAAGCUGGUAUUCAAUUUCAACAAGAGAACGAAAAAGAUUUUAAGGACGAAGUUGAUUAUUUGAUUCAACCCCCUAAAUAUUACCCGGAAAAUGUAAUUCGUCCCAACAUAGGUUGCAGAGGAUUAGUGAAACGGAAUAUUAUCAAAAUAGCUCCGGGUAUAGCUAAUGAAUUGAUGAGCUGGCAAGAAGAUGUCAGACUAAGGUGCGCCCAGCUUUUAUGCGCAAUAGCUUUACACGCAGAAAGCGACAUAACUCAGAAUCUCCAAGCGUUGCUUCCGUCUAUGUACUCUGCAGCCAGAGACGAUGAUACCAGAGUGGUAGCGAACAUUGAAAGAGCCAGCGAGAUUAUCGGUUGUUUUGUCAAAUGUAACGUAUGGUCCGAACUUAUGUUGCCGAUUGUCGAAGACGCGCCGCAUUACGGCCAUUUGACGGUGUUGAACGGAUUGGUGAGAGGAGCGCCUCAGGAAUAUUUUGUACCUUUUGUGGAGAAAAUCUGUCAAGUAUUGAGCACGGAUGCUAUUUGCUGCAGCAGAAAGAACAAAUAUCAAGUUGAACUUAUAAAAUGCGUGAAAGCGCUAGCAGAAAAGAACGACAAGGGCACCGAUAACGAAACCGGAUAUCAUCUGUUCAAAAUAGCUGUAUCAGUAUUUUCUCUUAAACAUCCGGACAACGUCAACAAAAUAAACGACUUAGAAAUUCUGGAAGAGCUAAGAACGACUUUAAAAUUACAAAGCGUUCAAGAUUUGUGGAAUUUGUAUUCGGGUCGACUGUUAAAGCAUAUCAAUAAAAACCCGAAACUUUGGGUGACCGUUACGGAGGAGGAAUGUAUAUUUUUGUUAACUUUAUCGAAUAUGGGCGAAGCUUUCGGUCAGAAUUUGGAUAUUAUUAAAGACAUAUUAGCGGAAGCCUUAGAUACCGAAUGUGACGGUGAGAGUCGACUUAAGAUAUUGUUCGUGCUGGCUACUGUGUUUGAGAAGAAAGAAGUCAUUUUCGAUAAGGCCCAAAAUGUGUCUGGAUUUUUAGAGAAACUGGUAGAAGAUGUCUUCGUACCGUCUUUGGUUUGGCACGCAGGAGCUACAGCUGAAGCCAUAAGAACGAUGGCGGCCUCGUGUCUACAAAGCGCUCUUUUACCAACAGAUGGCGUUGAAUUGUUCACACCACAAACUUUACGUCCUGUAAUUGUAAAUCUCUUACCCUUAUUGGUUUCUCUUUUGGAGGACGCGUCUUAUAGAAGUCGACAGAUAGCUGUCGAUUGUUUGGCAUUGUUGAAAGAAAAUAGUUGCAGGAAGAACAUUUGGGAUACUGACGAUUUGGUUUCCGUUUAUCCAGAGGUUCUGAAGCGACUGGAUGAUCCAACGGAUAAAGUUCGAUUGUGCGCGCUCAGAAAUUUGCCUCUAAUACUUAAAAAUGUACCGGAAUCGUUUAAAGAUGGCACGUACAGAGCACACCACGAAGUGAUCAUCGACACUCUAAUGAUACAUUUUGACGAUGAUGAUGAAGCGGUACAAGAUAUGGUCAAAGAUGUUUUGAAUCAAAUGGUGGAUAUAAAUAAAAAUGAAUUGUUGAAGAAGAUCGAUCGCCACAAGCCUUUGCUACGCAAUCAAAAAGGUUGCGAGGAAAUUUUAGAAAAUAUUGCAGGUUUAACGAUUACCGAAGUUUGAUUAUUUUUUUUAUUAUUAUUUUCGAGUCUAGUCAUUUUUUACAUUCAUUCAUUUACUCACUAUUAAAGAUGCUUUCUCUAUUA